GACUGCGUAGUAUCGAGUUAGCCAUGGAAAUCCCGUAUGUUGGAUCCCUAAAUCCAAGCGAUUUCACUCAUUUGAGGCCAACAAGCCCAGCUAAAAACUAAAAACCAAACUCCAUUAAUAUUUCGAGUAUUAAUUAACAAGUGCAAUAAGUCAAGAAAGGGUUGUCUUAAAGGAAUAAGUGAUAAGAGAAUAAGUAAAAGCUACUUCAGUACAAUGUCGGUCUUCGACAAUCCCGACCAACUGCGUCAGUUGCAGAGCCUCCUGAAUCCUAGGCAGACUCGUCCCGGCAUCGACUGCAGUAGUAGCGAGGAUGAGGAUGAGUCCAUGGUGGCGCCCAAGCUAACACCUGGCAGCAUUGGUCCUCAGACAGAAGCGGCAGCAGCCUCUUCCGCUCAGGCCAAGACCAAGAAAAAGAAAAACAAAAAGCCCAAUCCCUUGGCCACUCCCUUGGUGGAGGAGCAAAAGAAGCAGCCCGAUACCCUCGAGGAGUGGCAGGAGCAGCAGGAACGUGAGGACAAUGAUAUUCUGGAGACCAGAAAGUGCCCAGAAUACACCAUGACCUACAGCCAGGCCGUGGGUACUGAAGAUGUCUUUCUGCAGAUGGGCAAUCGCACGGGCUCGUCGGCCAGCUGCGAACAUCUUAUUCUGGAUAUUCAUCUUCCCGAUGAGGAGACGACCGUCGACAAGAUGAAACUGACUCUGCAGGAAACGGAUCUGGAUCUGGCCACCGUUCUCUAUCGCCUUCGCCUGCCUCUGCCCCAUCCCGUAGACGUGGACCGCUGCCAGGCCAAAUACAGCACGGAGCUUAGGAAGCUGCGCCUAACGCUUCGAUUACGUCGGGAGCUCGAUUAUGUCAACUUUUAAACAGAAGCGAUUGGCGCUCAAACACGAUACACAACACAUGACAUACGACAUACGACACACGAUACACGACAGAAACUCCAUUUUCUUAGACUCUUCCAACGUUCUCUUCCCUGGUGGUGUCUCUUCCCCUCCCUCACCGGACUCCUGUUGUUACAAAACUUGCAGUGCAAUCCAAUUCGGCAACAUCGGUUCCUCUGCCAACAAGAUCUUUGAAUUAGUCUAACCAAGUAAUCAAUAUUUUUGCAACACAAACUUCUAGGUUCAAACCAAAUCGAACAAAUCAGUGGACGGACAAAUUUGAUGUGCUCGUUGAGCAACCGUAAAAGCCAAAGUUACAAAUGUGGAAUAAUAAAAUUAUUGUUACACCAA
This is a messenger RNA of Drosophila obscura, 1233 nucleotides long. RefSeq names its product dynein assembly factor 6, axonemal (gene Dnaaf6). Gene Ontology annotation, cellular component: cytoplasm. The transcript has 3 exons. Gene Ontology annotation, molecular function: dynein intermediate chain binding; protein-folding chaperone binding. The record is from RefSeq and is a predicted model, not a curated record. Bases 214 to 864 code for a protein of 216 amino acids. Gene Ontology annotation, biological process: axonemal dynein complex assembly. NCBI's taxonomy places the organism in Eukaryota, Metazoa, Arthropoda, Insecta, Diptera, Drosophilidae.